Molecule: messenger RNA, 2175 nt
Organism: Dinoponera quadriceps
Lineage: Eukaryota; Metazoa; Arthropoda; Insecta; Hymenoptera; Formicidae
Exons: 6
Coding region: 923-1321 (132 amino acids)
Source: RefSeq, a predicted model, not a curated record
AUGAAUGUGUAAUGUGUGAUCGUUAUGCUGUUAAAUGACGAUUCUCAUUAAAGGUCCGGCAAGCAAAACCGAUGAGAAAAUUAUGAGAUUCGCGGAAAUGACGGAGUCUGCCAAUUCUACCUCUCGUCGCAUGACGUCGACCAAGAGACGUCGAAUUCCUUCAAGUUCCCAUGUAGACCCCGUGUAUGUUACUCCCUACAAUUUGUGUAACACUACAAAACGACCGGAAGUAUUAACAAAGGCAUUGCGAGAAAUAAGAAACUGGAAGUUGCAAUUUAUCUAUGUUCAAUUAAUCAUAGCCACAAAGGAAAAGUCGAAAUAACAGGGAGAAGACACGACACCAAGGCAACAGACGGCAAAGCGUCCGUGCGAGACGUUGACCGGGUUCUCGCGACAGAAACAAUCCCGGCGAUUGCACAAGAUGAGAAAUCCAAAAGAGAUUUGACGAGCGCCGAGUCUGUGUCGGAACGGGCGAGAAAGAGGACUUCGGUGACUUCGCAGGAAGAUAUUCAAGAGAAGGAUAUCGUAGGGAGGGAAGAUAUAUUGUUGACAAACGAAGAGAGAGCAGAAGAAUCGGUUAAAGUGGAAUAUAUCGACGGUUUAAUUGAGAGGAAUAAAGGAGGGGGAGAAGAAGGAAUGAGAAUUUGGCAGCAGUUCGUGUGUACAAUUGAACAGGAGAACACAGCGAAGAUGAGACAAUCGCCAAAACCAUCGAUUUUCACGGAAGCGAGCGCUACGCAGAUCACAUCGUCGGCCGGAAGAGCGAAAUCUAAAAUGUUUCCGUACUUGAAGUUGAACAAAGUGGACCCUGUCGACAAUACAAAUAUAUUUGACGAGAAUCACCUCAACGGGAGACAAAGGCACGAGGCGUCAGACGCAACACACGCUGCUAAUCGAAUGGCUAGAGGAGUAUAGAACAUUUAUGUUAUCAAACAAUCAAGUGUUAGGCCAAAUCAAAUUUAACAUUUGCUUGUACGUAUUUCAGGAAGGAUCCACUGAAUUGCCGAGUCCUAUGGAACAUCAAGUGAAAGACGCCUGCUGUUCCUUUUGCGAGCGACAGAAGGUUUCCACGCCCACUUCGGAUAAUUAUAGAUAUUAUAGUGUUUGUAUGGAUAAGAAGAGAUACUUCUGCGAUUCGUGCGCACCGUUAGAUUGUAAAAAGGUGAUACGCAAGAUUAACGUUGCGCAUACGAAGGGGCUGCAGUGCAGUAAUUGUGGAGUUUCUCUUCAGGUCAUCGAAGCUAAAGUCCCGUUGAAGUCGACGGUUUACCCGAAGUGCGGCCGAUUGCAAAAACACACAGCUUCUCAUUCUUCCAUGUGAAAUAUCAUGAUUUCGAGGAGACAACGUUAUUAUGCGACACAACGACAAGAAAAGCAAUGGUCAAAAUUUCUUAAAAAGAGAGAGAAAGAGAGAGAGAGAAAAAUUUAUUCCUUACAAUAAUUUUCGUUAUAAACAGCGACAAGGAAUACACAGCCUCUUUGUUUCCUUCGUAGACAUGCGUGCGAAAACAAAUGUAGGAAUAGCAGCACUGAUUGUGUUGUUGAUUAUUGACUUGUAAUUAAUACCAUCGGAAGAACAUGAUUCGUACCUCAUAGCAAUAUUCUUCGAAACACGAUUGUUCUGACGCAUUAUUUGUAAUACGCUUGUCAUUGCGAUACUACUUAUUGUCAUUUUGUACGAUUCUCAAGUUCAGUCUUGCAUUUUUAAAACAUAGCAUGAUAAGUGUGUGUUUUGCAUAACUUCUGAUCACGUGUCUAUUGAAACUUCCCUCUCACUUGAAACGUGUAUUGAUGAUAAAAACAUGACGAUAAAAAAUCUGAGACUCUUAAAAACUGUCGAUCGUCCAUAGAUGAUACAUUUUGCUCUGAAAUGCAGCAAGUAUCGAUAUAUAUAAUAAGUACCAAACAAAAACCGAUUAUUCGAUCCAAUGAAACUUAAUCUGCGUCCGCAGUCUUGUAAACAUGCUCUCGCAACGAACCACGAUCCCGUAAAAAAGGAAAACGUAAACACAUGCCUACGAUGAUGCGCAGUUUCCAAAAUAGUGUAUUUGUGUGUGGGUGUGCGGGUGUGUAACGUAUAAUAGUUAUAUAUAUCAUUACUAUUAAAAAGCUAUAAAAUAUAAAACUAGUGAGUUGUAAAUUAACAAAGUCGCAACGAGUUUAACGGGACUUACU